AUGCGCUUUUGGAGGUCGGCAUUCACCCCCCUCGAGAUGGGAACCCUCGGGAUGCUCGCCCCCAAGGAUCACCACCUAGAGUGGCGCGAGCACCUCGCGGCGAGCAAACAACACGACGGCGCGUCACUACGGGACGGACUGACGGGCACUUACGAGACCGAGAUUGUUUUUGCAGCGCUUAUUCUGGGCAUCAACUUCAGUGUAUUCUUCUCCGCGGUGGAUGAGGAUGCCUACGCCGCGGUGAGGGACCUGCGCGCGUCCAGUGCGCGGUUCUGGCUCGUCGUCGUCGGCUACUUCUCAAUCCUCAUGGCUUGGUUGACAAUCUGCGGCGUCUAUUUGCUCUUGGUAACCAUCGCGCCCGUGUCAGACACAAAUCUGCCAACGUUCAUACGCUCGUCCUCUGGGAUGCGGUGCCUCAUGGCGCCCAACAUAACCAUCGUCGCCACGACCUACAGCACGACAUUCUUCUACGUCCUCGCCGUGCUGGUUCCAUCGGAGGGCGCCGGGGUCUUGAUCGGCAUCGCGUUGUUCUCGUUGCUCGGGGUCUUCAGCGUUAUGUUCACUUUUAUGACCCCGUUGAACGUAGCCGUCAACGCGGGAUGCUUCGGGGAUGAACCCGCGAUUCCGCCGAUGGACCUGGCGGCGUGCACCGGCGACGACGUGGACCGCGCGUUAAGGAAGAAAGCGCUGGACAACCGGGUCUUUGCCGCUUCGUAA
This is a messenger RNA of Micromonas commoda, 717 nucleotides long. RefSeq lists its product with no specific name. Lineage: Eukaryota; Viridiplantae; Chlorophyta; Mamiellophyceae; Mamiellales; Mamiellaceae. The transcript is spliced from 2 exons. The record is from RefSeq and is a predicted model, not a curated record. The coding region runs from base 1 to 717 and encodes 238 amino acids.